AUGGAUGUUCGAUCGGCACAGAAGGCCUACUCAGCAGAUCCGAAAUUCCAAGGUCAUCAGUUGCGGAUUGCAUUUCACGAUCAGAGCAAGAAGUGA
Messenger RNA from Thelazia callipaeda (thelaziosis nematode), 96 nucleotides. The record is from the annotation of a GenBank genome assembly. NCBI's taxonomy places the organism in Eukaryota, Metazoa, Nematoda, Chromadorea, Rhabditida, Thelaziidae.